Molecule: messenger RNA, 1020 nt
Organism: Sorghum bicolor (sorghum)
Lineage: Eukaryota; Viridiplantae; Streptophyta; Magnoliopsida; Poales; Poaceae
Exons: 1
Coding region: 1-1020 (339 amino acids)
Molecular function (GO): zinc ion binding; nucleic acid binding
Source: RefSeq, a predicted model, not a curated record
AUGUUGGAAGCUUAUUCACCAAGAAAUGAGACCGUAGUCACUCUAAUUAGAGACAAGAAGAAGUUUGAGUACUUCACACCAAAUGAUGUACUUGGGAGGAUUUUGACAUUUGAUAUGCAAAGAGAAGAAGCAAAUGAAAGAAAGAAGCUUGGUGAGCUGCAAGCAAAGCUAGAAGGCAUCAAGAUCAACGAUGGUGUAGCUCUCAAAGCCAACAAGUCAACCAAGCGACCCUCUACAAGCAAGUCCAAGUCCAACAAGAAAGCAUCAACUAGCAAGCCCAAAGCACCAAAGCAAGUCAAAGAAGUAGAGACAACAUCAUCAUCAAGUGAAGAUGAAAGUGAUAGUGAACAAUAUGAGAAAGUGAAAGAUGUUGCUCUCUUUUUGAGAAGAUAUCAAAAGGGACUCAAAAAGCAAGGCUACAAGGUAGUGAAGAGGAAGUUCCCAAACAAGAAGAAGAGACUAUGCUACAAUUGUGGAAGCACAGAACAUCUCAUUGCUCAUUGUCCUCAUGAAAUCGAAGACAACAAUUACAAGAGAGAUAAGAAAGAGAGCAAGAUCGACUACAAAAAGAGCAAAAGACACAUGGGAGAGGCUCACAUUGGACAUGAAUGGGACUCAACAAAAGAUAGCUCAAGUGAGGAGGAUGAGAAGAUUGCAACUGUGGCUAUUCACAAGCCAUCCUCCACACCAAGGCUCUUCAACAACAUGUUUGAUGAUGACUACUACUCCCCUCACAUUUGUCUUAUGGCAAAGGGUGAGAAGGUAAAAUCCAAAUCCAAGCCUUCUCCCCCUAGUGACACAUCUAGUAGGGAUUUAAGUGAUUGCUCUAGUGAUGAUGUGUCUAGUGAUGAAGAAAUUGAUAACAUAACUAAAAAUUUGGAUAGCAAGACCAAACUGUUCAUAACUAAGCUAAUGGAGGAUUUAGAGAGUGUUCAAGCUGAGUUAGAAUCUAGUGAAGAGACUCUUAUCAAACAAGAGAACCUCUACAUUGCUAGCAAGGAAGCUCUUGCAUUAGAUUGA